Bursaphelenchus xylophilus (pine wood nematode) is the source of this 5167-nucleotide messenger RNA. The record is from the annotation of a GenBank genome assembly. Lineage: Eukaryota; Metazoa; Nematoda; Chromadorea; Rhabditida; Aphelenchoididae.
AUGGAAGGUGGUACGACGACAGAAUCUUGGUUUAUUUAAACUUGUCAAAUUACAAUUUUGGUCGCGCGCUAACCGAACCUAGGCCAGCUUGGGGCAUUAUUUCAUAUGACGUCCAAUGACGACAUCGCUGUGUCUUAGGGCUCUCAGCAUAGCUACGCUGCUACAAUUGACACCUGUUUCCUGCUCUAUGUGGGACCCAGAGAUAGUGGAGAUGGAAGUUCGGCGGAAUUCCUUGCCUUGACUCUGCCGCGGUGGUAAACCUUUUUUGCCAGAACGUUUAGAUGUGUUGAAGACUUCCGAGUGAGUUGAGUAGUUCUUCACAACUCCGGCUGAAUGGCCUACCUGUGCCGAAAUCUGCGAAACUUAAGGUCCUUGCCAUUUCAGAGCCGUAGGUAAUAUGCUGUUAAAAGCGACCAUGGUCCAAGGCAAACAUUCAAUUCCUUAUUAAUGACGAAAAUGACGGCAAUUUGACGUCAUUCUGAAAAAUCCUGCUGAAUUGACAACUCUACUUGGUAUAUAUAAUAUAUUAUUUCAAUCUUACUCUGAUCCGAAUGUCUGUGUGCCAUUUUUUCGAUGUUUCAUGAUAGCCGUUUUUUACAAGUUAUCUAUACCAAAUUUUUACAAUCGCAUUUUUCUAUAAGAACAAGAACUUAGCAGAGAUAUUUGCUAUUUUUUAAUCUGUUCAUUAAGGUUCUGGAGAACGGACACGUAUUUAAAUUGCUCGAAAUGAUGAAUUACACAGAUUCCCAAACAACAACACACCUUCUCAACAUGAGAAAUGCAGACAAUCUCUUGCGUAAUAAAACUAUGCUCUCUAUAAGAGACUUUAAAACAAACGCAACCCUCGCUGUAAUGAUGACUGUCGAUUUAUGAUUCUAUCAGUCUGUCGGAAAAAUAACGGCGGAUUGUCGCAGCGAAAUGUCUCGCCUCGCCGCUGUCGCGCACCAAAUCCCGAGCCGCGGCUUGCAGUCGCAAAGCGAUGAUGGGCGAUUCCGAGGCGCGACGAUCCGCCGUUAUUUUCCCGACAGACUGAUAUACACCACCGAGGCCUUGACACAUAUCAUCAUAAUGUCUAUAAAAGAAAUUUUCUCUUGUUUUUCUCAUUAUGUUUUGACCAUUUUAGCGAGUUUAACUUGGUGUUUACCCAUCUUGCAACAAUUCCAUCGAUUGCGACCCGAAAUAGUAGGGUAAAGUGACCCGAGUACUAAAACUUCCAGAUUUCAAGAAUGCUAUGAAAUUGUAAGAUUGUUAGAAGUUCAGUUUUCAAAACUAUAUAUUUGACAUUACAUUUUAAUUUACGCUUAUAUUUACAACAAAUUUGCAAAUACAGCAUCAUUUCUAACAGUGUAACAUAAAAAUUGACAUCUUUUCAAAGUUAAAAAUAAUUCAUAACUUUUCAAAGCUUUUCAAAAAAAAAAUGGGCUCAUCGGUAAUAUUUAGAAGAUACCCAUUUCUAAUGUCAUAACUGUUUUUUUCUAUCUUUGUUGGUCAGCUACGCCCCUGCUCACAGCCAUUCUGUUACGUUGGGUAGCCAAUCCCGGUAAAUGGCUAAACAUUUUAUAAAAUUGGAUGUCAUUCCUUCUCUGACACCCGUUCCAACAUUUCGGCUAUCUUUUUUUGAAAUUUCAAUGCCAUUAAGACACUUUGCCUAACCGACCCAGGUUUUUGACCUCGAAAUCUGAAAUAAGAUCCUGUGGGAUUUUUUAUUCGAAGAAGAAAACGGUCGAUUUUUGUCCGCUGAAGAUCAGAAACAGUAAGUUACAGUAAUCCCACCCAUUUGAAAUUGCAAUUGUUUAAGUCGCCGUCAUCCAAAACCUACAGACAUUGUGGAGUUUGCCUUUUUGGAGUGGCCACAGUGGGCUUCAGAAUACCGCUAACUGCGGUAUGCAAAUUGCCACCGACCUAUGCCAACACCUUAGGCCAGAGAACUCGAAAUAAAUUUUUUUGAAUGUUCUCGGUUGACACAGCGAGCCAAAAAUCGUGAAAAAGAUCAUAUUAUGACGGAUGAAGCACCUAUUGGGUGAUCCGUCCACGGGGUGACCUGUUUUUUUGGGGUAUCCUUCCCAAACCGCCGAAAAUUCCCGCGACCAAAAAAAGGGGGGGGGGAGGUAGCCUUAUUGUUAGACAUGUCUGGAACCGAUCUCACAGAAACAAGAUCAUAAAAAAAUCCGUCCAAUUUCCCUACAGUUCUAAUUUUUACAUUCUGUAGCCUAAUUGCAUGAAAACUCUGCAGUAGAAUGCCUCCGUUUGAUUGAUAUUGGAUCAAAAGGUCGUUUGACAAAAUUGAUAAAAAGUAAAAGAAAUUUUUGGUGCGAGUAGUUUUCGAGGGUGGACCCGCCUGUUGGGACAAUUCGAUCCCUAAAAAGAGAUGGUUUUUCCAAUUUUUGAUCUUUCCAACCUGUUUGUUGUCUGUUUUACAACUGCCGUCAGCUGAGUUGCCGAUUGUUUUACCGACGAAUUAUUUUUGAGGGCGAUCAAGGUGUAACCGCCAAUUCUCCUCUUAUGUUAUUAUUUUUGGUUGUUCUUUGAUCUUGAAUUCAUUUCGAACUUUCUGUUUUUAUUUCUUUUCGAGUUUCGAUACAGAUUGUUUUAGGUAUCAAAGAUGCCCGAGGAUCUUCUACCUUAUUCUCCUGAAGCCGCAGAUUCAUGUCAUUGGAAGGAAACCGGAGUGGAGGAUGGUUACGGUUUUCAUGAGUUCAAGGAAUACCCGUAAGAUACAUUUUUCAUUGUUAACUUGCGGUAUAUUUUGUAUUUGAAGGGUGAAGCAAAACAAGAUAAAAAACACGAUCCUUGAGGCCAUUGGAAGCACGCCUCUGGUUAAAUUGAACCGAAUUCCUCAGGAGUAUGGCAUCGAAUGUGACGUUUGUAAGUUGAUUCUAUUUUUUAAACUAAUCUUUGUAGUCCUUGAUGAUUUAUAAUUAAUAUAGAUGGUAAGGCAGAGUUUUUGAACUCCGGAGGAUCCGUCAAGGACAGAAUCGGAGUCAGGAUGGUGGAGAUCGCUGAGCAGACUGGUCGAUUGAAGCCGGGGAUGACUAUUAUUGAGCCUACCUCGGGUAAUACGGGUAUUGGAUUGGCCUUGGUGGCUGCUGUUAAAGGCUACAAGUGUAUAAUCGUGAUGCCUGCUAAGAUGAGCCACGAAAAGGAGGUCACUUUGAAGGCUUUGGGUGCACAAAUCGUGAGGUCCAACGACGAUGCUCCCUUCGAUAGCCCCGAAUCUCAUAUUGGAAAGGCCUUUGCCUUGCACAAAGAAAUCCCCAACUCUGUAAUCCUCGACCAGGUAUCCCUUUUUUUUAUGACAAAGCCUUCUUUAUAGUAUAUAAAUUGUGGAAAUCCUAUGGCUCACUUCGAGGGAACAGCCGAAGAAAUUUUGGAUUCGCUUGGAGGUCAUGUUGAUAUGGUUGUAGCUGGUGUUGGAACCGGUGGGUCUAUCACCGGAUUAGCCAGGAAGUUGAAGCAGAAAUGUCCGGGUUGCAAGGUUGUUGGAGUUGAUCCCAUUGGAAGUGUGCUGGCGGACGAGAAGGGAGAUGAUGUGGGGGCUCACUUCGAAGUCGAAGGUAUUGGAUACGACUUUAUUCCCACUGUUCUUGACCUCAGUACGGUAGAUGAGUGGGUAAGGAUUUAUCCUUUUCCUUACUUUAAUCAUGUGCUUUAUAAAAAAUGAUUUAAUUUUAGCAAAAGACUGGCGAUAAAGAAACGUUUUUAAUGGCCCGUAAGCUAAACAGAGACGAGGGAAUCCUGUCUGGAGGAUCUUCCGGAGCCAUUCUUUGUGGAGCCCUGAGGGCAGCUAAGGUUCUGAAGAAGGGACAAAAGUGUGUUGUUCUUCUUCCUGAUGGCAUCAGAAAUUAUUUGACCAAGUUUGCUUCUGAUGAAUGGAUGCUGAGCAAAGGAUUUAUUGAUAAGGCAGAGAGUGGUGUUAACCUCUUCCCGAAGGAUACAUUCGACAUCCAAAAGGUUUAUGACCCAACUUCAAAGUCGGAUGCAGCUUUCCAAUCGAUUUCCGGACCGUGGCCGUUGAAGAAUCAGAGUCCUCUGAGGCCAAUGUUGAUGGAAUCGAUAACUGAGGCCAUCGGCAAAACCCCUUUGGUCAGGUUGAAUAAACUUACUGAAGAAGACGGAGUUCAAGCGGAAGUUUGUGAGUUCUGUAAUUGUGAUGCAACAUGAUCAAUUGAUUUAGUGGUGAAAGCAGAGUUUUUGAAUGCUGGGGGUUCGGUAAAGGACAGGAUAGCCUUGAGAAUGGUGCAAUUGGCCGAGGAGACAGGUGUUUUGAAACCUGGAAUGACUGUGAUUGAACCAACUUCUGGAAAUACAGGGAUUGGAUUGGCCAUGGUUUGUGCUAUCAGAGGGUAUAGAUGUGUGAUUGUAAUGCCAAAGAAAAUGAGUCAGGAAAAGGAAGCGGCGUUGAAGAGUCUUGGAGCCGUUAUUGUCCGAACUGAAAAUCAUUAUCAGCAUUCUGAUGCAGAUUCCCACAUUGGUGUUGCCCUUAGACUACAAAAAGAGAUUCCGGGAGCCAUAAUUUUGGAUCAAGUAAGUUACGAUUCUACAGUAUUUUCUCGGUUAACUUUUUUACCGUAAGACUAUUAUAAUGCGAAAUUCCCUUGAAUUUUUAGUAUCGUAAUGUCGCUAACCCAUUGGCACAUUAUGAGGGUACCGCCGAAGAAAUUCUUUGGGCAACGGAUAAUAAGAUCGACGCUGUUGUCAUUGGGGCGGGAACCGGAGGAACUGUGAGCGGAGUCGCCAAAAGGAUCAAGGAAGUCAUCCCCACCUGCAAAAUCUAUGGUGUAGAUCCAGAAGGAUCUCUUCUUGCCGACCCGUCUCAAAAAGAAAUCCAUGGCUAUGAGGUGGAAGGCACUGGAUACGACUUUGUUCCUGCAGUUCUGGACCGCUCUUUAGUGGAUGAAUGGAUCAAGACUAAUGAUCAGAACUCCUUUACCACUGCCAGGCGUCUGAUUCGGCAAGAAGGACUUUUAUGUGGAGGAUCCUCCGGAGCCAAUGUUUGGGCAGCCCUUCAAGUGGCCAAGAAGUUGGGUGCUGGAAAGAGGGUGGUCACAAUUUUACCCGACAGCAUCCGGAAUUACAUGUAAGUGAAAAUUGAUGUGUUAAAUAUUCCAUCUUAAGGACCAAGUUCGUUGACGAUGAAUGGAUGAAAUCCCACCAAUUCCAAAUCUAA